Naegleria gruberi is the source of this 457-nucleotide messenger RNA. RefSeq lists its product as uncharacterized. The record is from RefSeq and is a predicted model, not a curated record. The annotation marks the transcript as partial. The transcript has a single exon. Lineage: Eukaryota; Heterolobosea; Eutetramitea; Acrasida; Naegleriidae.
AUGAAUCAAACACAACAUUAUCAUUCCUUGGCCGAUCAGACUCUUGCUGGGAAUGCUGCUUCUGAAUUAUUGACCAAUAAUAAUAAUAUUCAACAUUCCCAACAACAGAAUGAAAUCAUGUCCGAUGAUGAAUAUAAACUCUUCAUGUUGGAAAUGAAGGAUCUUCAUCAUAUCAUGAAGGAUAUGAAUAACAUUGGUGAUGAGAGGGAGAAUGCUAGUGAAGAGUGGUGGAAUUCAUUGGCUCUUAAUAUACCUGGACCUUCCGAAUCAUCAAUAUCUUCAUCUCCUAAGCAAUCUUCCAAUACUAAUAAUAAUACAAGUAUUAGUAGCAAUAAUAGUAAUACUAAUGAGGGUUUAAAGAUAAAUAUGAGCCUAAUUAAAGCCUUUAACGAUAGUGGCACUAGUGAAAACCUUAAUUUAAAUAAUAGCAAUGAUAAUAUUAAUAAUAGUAGUAAAC